UGGUUUUGGUGACCUUUACGCCGGAAGCUAUUUUUGUAAACAUUGUGUGCACUUGGAGGUGAGAGUUAGUCCUCCGAUGAAGCGGUAAAAAUGUCAAAAAAUAGGAGAAUAGCGUUGGUAUUUGGAGGCUUUAUAACGGCUGUUGCCGCUGCGUUUUACCCGAUAUUCUUCUACCCUCUGACGCACAAAAAUGAGUACAGAGAAGUCCAAAAGACGAACCGGGCAGGAAUCAACCAGGCAGAUGUGCAGCCCGUGGGUGUAAAGAUAUGGUCUGAUCCGUUCAAGCCUGCAGACAAAUGAUGACCAGCUGACCCUCCACGGACUCCAGACGCUGAUUGAGAUUUUGAGCCUUUUUUUGAUGAGUGUGUGGUGUGUGUAUGAGUGAAUGACUGCAAGAAUGGGGUUUAUUUUGCUUGUUGAGUGUUUAAUCCUGUGAAUAAAGUGUGAAAAUCUCAGAACAAAAACAGGAUUCUUAAAUAAUUUAUUAUGCACUGUGAUGAGAGAUAGAAAAACAUGUCUGCAAAGAGUGAUGGACAAGAGACAAGGGAUCUAUAUUAUUUUCUGCCCCUCUUCUUCCUUCUAUAUUUCCAAAAAAAAAAGUGAGAUGCUUGUUCUUCUUUGUCCACAAGGUGGCACUCUAUUCCUGUCUGUUGACACUAAAGGCCCUGGAGUGUGUGUAAGGUCUUGUUUGUGCAUCUUGGAUAUUUUGGAAAAACUUUUGUAUGUCCAAAAAUCUUUCUCUGGUAUGCAAGCUGUAGGAAAUUAUAAUAAAAUACAGUGGUUUGUUUA
Messenger RNA from Thunnus maccoyii (southern bluefin tuna), 789 nucleotides. It is a transcript of the gene smim20, whose product is annotated as small integral membrane protein 20. Lineage: Eukaryota; Metazoa; Chordata; Actinopteri; Scombriformes; Scombridae. The record is from RefSeq and is a predicted model, not a curated record. Gene Ontology annotation, biological process: mitochondrial respiratory chain complex IV assembly. Gene Ontology annotation, cellular component: mitochondrial inner membrane. Bases 91 to 300 code for a protein of 69 amino acids. The transcript is spliced from 3 exons.